AUGUGGAUCCUGCCCAUCUCCAUGGCACUCCCCAUAAACUGGCCAAUACUACACAUGUUCCCUUCCUUUGUGGCCAACCUCCACAACAUGCCUGCCUAUUUCACCCUGGUCCUCACUGGAUCAAGCCACGACUUCAGGGCACACGGCCCUCCUGGGAUGGGGAUGCGGUUCUUCGUCACAUGCAAUCCUGCGAACAUCCAGCACAUUUUCACUACCAACUACCCUAACUUUCCAAAGGGUGCAGAGUUCGCUGCUAUCUUCGAUAUCAUGGGUGGCAGCCUCUUCACAAUUGAUGGUGAGCCAGCUCAUCGGAUGCGCGCCAAAGUCAAGGGCGUGCUCAACAGCCCGCGGUUGCUGGACAACCUUGCGAGUUACUGCGUCGACAAGGUAAAGAACAGCCUCCUCCCAUUGUUUGCCCACAUGGUGAGCAUCGAAACCCCAUUCGACAUGCAAGAAAUGAUGUCGAGGUUUAUGUUUGACCUAUCUGCUACGUCUCUCUUUGGCGUGGACCCUGGCCUCCUAUCCUCGGACUUGCCUCCCAUGGACGUAGCGGUUGCCUUGGACACGGUCAUGGAGGUGGGAUUUUUCCAGCAUGUGAUGCCAACUUCUUGCUGGAAACUGAUGAGGCGGCUAAACAUCGGCCCCGAGAGAAAGCUCAGCACAUCGCACACAGUGCUUCGAAGGUUCGUCGUGGAGAUGAUGGACAGGUGGAAGACCAACACAUGCCAUACUGGUAAUGACCACAGUGGUGUGGAUAUUAUGCCUCCGUUCCUCAAUGAUCCUGACUAUGCAGAUGAUGAAUUGGUGCUUGCGAUGAUUAUCAGCUACUUCCUCGCUGCGAGGGACACAGUUACAGCAACCCUGACAUGGGUCUUCUACAACCUUUCCCAGAACCCUAACGUCGUGUCAACCAUCCGCAAUGAACUCUCACCCAUUGCAUCAAGCAAAGCAGCAUCCAGUGCAAGUGCCAUGGUGAUCUUUGAGCCGGAAGAGACAAAAUCUCUAGUCUAUCUAAGAGCCGUCUUGUAUGAGACUCUUAGGUUGUACCCACCGGGGCCUAUUGAGUGCAAGACGGUAGCCACCGAUGAUAUCAUGCCGAGUGGCCAUAAGGUGCGCAGUGGCGACACCAUCUUUAUUUCUGUCGACUCCAUGGGGAGAAUGGAGGACCUGUGGGGUAAUGAUUGCCUCAACUAUAAUCCUGAAAGGUGGCUGUCAGACGAUGGCAACCUGAGGUACGUGCCAUCUCACAAGUUCUUGGCUUUCAACUCAGGCCCAAGGAUAUGCCCCGGCAAGGAAAUUGCGGUUAUGCAGAUGAAGACCGUCAUCGCCUCAACAAUGUGGAGCUUCGACGUGGAGCUGAUGAAAGGGCAAAGCAUACAGCCCAAGCAGUCUUGUAUACUGAAGAUCAAAAAUGGGCUCAUACUUAAGCUGAAGAAGCGGCAAAUGUAAUAAACGUA
Molecule: messenger RNA, 1457 nt
Organism: Triticum aestivum (bread wheat)
Lineage: Eukaryota; Viridiplantae; Streptophyta; Magnoliopsida; Poales; Poaceae
Product: noroxomaritidine synthase 1-like
Exons: 1
Coding region: 1-1449 (482 amino acids)
Molecular function (GO): heme binding; monooxygenase activity; iron ion binding
Source: RefSeq, a predicted model, not a curated record